Molecule: messenger RNA, 5343 nt
Organism: Antechinus flavipes (yellow-footed antechinus)
Lineage: Eukaryota; Metazoa; Chordata; Mammalia; Dasyuromorphia; Dasyuridae
Gene: NEDD4
Product: NEDD4 E3 ubiquitin protein ligase
Exons: 25
Coding region: 1-3936 (1311 amino acids)
Biological process (GO): ubiquitin-dependent protein catabolic process; receptor catabolic process; regulation of dendrite morphogenesis
Molecular function (GO): sodium channel inhibitor activity; protein binding; ubiquitin protein ligase activity
Source: RefSeq, a predicted model, not a curated record
AUGGCACAAUUGCAUUUUGCAUCCAGAAGAAGCAAUAUUUGCUCACUUUCGGAAACCUCUGGAGAUGAAUUGGAUAAUAAUAUUCACAUGUCCUUCAAAAGAUCGAGAAAAAUUUCAACAUCUAACAUUAUUCACAUGAAGCUGACUGCCAGUUUAGCCCCUCAAACACAGGAAAAUACUAAGUCUCAGGAAGGAACAACUGAGCCUUCAUCUCAAAAUAUUAGCAAAAAGAGCACCUUUCUACAGAUUUCACUACAGCCUACAAGGUAUAGUAGAUGUCUAAAGUCUAACAAUGUUAUAACUACUGGUGAAGAUAAAGUAUCUACUCGUGUCUUAACAGGAGGAAUUUAUAGUGGAGCCACAGAAGAUGAUAAAUUGAGUACUAUACAUGAUGGCAGCCAAUUAAGAAUCUCUUCCAUCGCUGACAGCCCAUGUAGUAUUUUAACCAGGGAUAAUGAAUCUUUUAGCAGCAAUUGUAGUGAUUAUGGAUCAUGUAUGAGUACAAGUGUUGAUAGUUCACAUAACUGCAUCGUUAACGAUAGUAGUACAUGUCCUCCAAGUGAUGCUUUUUUCCAUGGGACUUUAUCCUAUAAAGGCACAACCAAGAAGAGUUUGACAAAUAUUAAUACUGUCCCAUCUGAAGUUAUUUCAAAAAAUAGAAGUACAAUUCCUUUUGACCAGGAUGACUUGGAGCAAGGAUUGGAGAUGACGAAAUUUCUAGAGAGAAAGAAAUCUAAAUUUCCACUAAAAUGUUGUUCAUCUUUGCUAAUUUUCCCUAAGAGCCCUUCAGCUUCUCCAGUGAACUCAGGUACUUUACCAAGAAAAGGAUCCUAUCAAACUUCACACCAGUUCAUUAUUUCUUCCUGUGAACUUGCCGAAACUGAAGAUGGUGCAACUUCUAAAGAAUUCCUUUCUACAGCAAUCAAUGGACUCCGGCUAUCUAAAUCUAUACAUGCUCCAGGGAAAAUUAGACACAUUAAGCCACUUCAUGUGAAUGGUUCAUUUAAAGAAAACAUUUUUACUUCAAAUAAGAAUUCUAAUAAGUUGGUUUGUGAAAAAUCAUCUGACAGCUGUUCUUGUGUUUCACUACAUUUCAGCCAGCAAAGAGCAUCUUUAUCAAAAAGUGAAACAACAAAUGGUCUUUGUAAACCAGAAAUGUCAGCCGUGGAGUUUAAACUUAAUUCUAGUUCAGAGCAUAUUGAGCUGAUCCAUAGCACAUCUGCAUGUCUGCCAUCUCCCCCAAAUGUGGACUGUCCAAUCACUAUUGAAAGAGAAUUGGAAAGAUUAAACUUAAAGACAAGCAAACCCUAUCACACUUUACAAAGAAGUAUUUCAUUGGAAGGAACUUAUCCAAAUCUUUCUUGUUUAUCCAGCUUUAAGCAUAGUUGUUCCAUGGCAGGGCCAUCUCAAUUACACAUUCAGUUCACAUCUGGAAAUGAAGGCAAAGUGAGUAAUUUUCCAAAAGAAGGCAAGAACUAUUUCAAAAAAGAAUUGUCUAAUACUUUGAAACACUGUUAUAAGACAAGCGAUAACUUCCUAGGUCAAGUAAAUGUACCUCUUUACCAGUUACCGACAGAAAAUCCAAAUAUGGAAAGACCGUACACAUUUAAGGAUUUUCUUCUUCACCCAAGAAGUCACCAAUCAAAGGUUAAAGGUUAUCUUAGAUUAAAAAUGACUUAUAUGCCUAGAGCCAGUGGAUCUGAGGAUGAAAACACAGAACAGAUUGAAGCAUUAGAGCCUGGCUGGAUUAUUGUGGACCAACGCGAUGCCACUUUUCAUUUGCAGCAUCAACAGGAAUCCUUUCCUCUGCCUCCAGGGUGGGAAGAAAGGCAAGAUGUUCUUGGAAGAACCUAUUAUGUAAAUCAUGAGUCUAGAAGAACACAAUGGAGAAGACCAACCCCUCAGCACAACACAGAAAAUACUGUGAAUGCUAACAUUGAACAGCAAGGGCAGUAUGCAUUUACUACACGGAAGCAAAUAUCUGAAGAAACUGAAAAUUCUGAAAACAGAGAUGCUACAGAGAGUUGGGAGAUUAUAACAGAAGAUGAAGCUACCAUAUGUAGCAACCAAAAUCUCCAGUCUCUUCUGCCACAAAGUCACUUUGAUAUUGAGACAUACUUUGUAAGAGAAUUAAAUGCCAGACCUUCUACCUCUGGAAAUUCAGCUAUAGGCCAACAGAUAUUCAACUGUAACCACUUCAAAAAAAGAGGAAGUUUGCAAGCAUAUACUUUUGAGGAGCAACCUGCACUUCCUGUGUUUUUGCCUACUUCAUCUGGAUUACCACCAGGCUGGGAAGAAAAACAAGAUGGUAAAGGAAGAUCCUAUUAUAUAGACCACAAUUCCAAAACUACAACAUGGAUGAAACCUAUUAUACAGUCAACAGUAGAAAACAUUCAGUUACCAUCACACCAAAGUCCUUCUACAUCUACUCAAAAACCAAUAGCUACAAUGGAUUCAUCACUACCCUCCUUGAAUCAGCAAUCUGAAUCUGAGCAGAGAAGUCUUCCUAAAGGUUGGGAAGUCCGACAUGCACCAAAUGGGAGACCUUUCUUCAUUGACCAUAAUGCCAAAACUACCACCUGGGAAGAUCCAAGAUUGAAAAUUCCAGCUUAUCUGAAGAGAAACACAUCCCUUGAUACUUCUGAUCUAGGGCCUUUACCUCCAGGAUGGGAAGAGAGAAUUCACACAGAUGGAAGAGUCUUCUACAUAAAUCACAAUAUAAAAAGAACACAAUGGGAAGAUCCUCGAUUACAGAAUGUAGCAACAACUAGACCAGCUGUACCCUAUUCCAGAGAUUACAAACGAAAGUAUGAAUUCUUCAGAAAGAAGAUGAAGAAGCAGAAUGACAUUCCAAAUCGAUUUGAAAUGAAACUUCGCCGCAAUACAGUUCUUGAAGAUUCUUACAGAAGAAUCAUAGCUGUGAAGAGAGCAGACUACCUUAAAGCGAGGCUAUGGAUUGAGUUUGAUGGUGAAAAAGGAUUAGAUUAUGGAGGAGUGGCCAGAGAAUGGUUCUUCCUAUUAUCGAAAGAAAUGUUUAACCCUUAUUAUGGGUUAUUUGAAUAUUCUGCUACGGAUAACUAUACCUUGCAGAUAAAUCCAAAUUCUGGAUUGUGUAAUGAAGAUCAUCUCUCCUACUUCAAGUUUAUAGGCCGGGUAGCUGGAAUGGCAGUUUAUCAUGGCAAACUUUUAGAUGGUUUUUUUAUUCGUCCAUUUUACAAAAUGAUGUUGCAUAAACCAAUAACACUCCAUGAUAUGGAAUCUGUGGACAGUGAAUAUUAUAAUUCACUAAGAUGGAUUCUUGAGAAUGAUCCAGCAGAACUUGACCUGAGGUUUACAGUUGAUGAAGAACUCUUUGGGCAGACUCAUCAACAUGAAUUAAAAAAUGGUGGAUCUGAAAUAGUUGUUACCAAUAAAAACAAAAAAGAAUAUAUUCAUCUUGUAAUACAAUGGCGAUUUGUAAACCGAAUCCAGAAGCAAAUGUCUGCUUUUAAAGAGGGUUUUUUUGAACUUAUACCACAAGAUCUCAUCAAGAUUUUUGAUGAAAAUGAACUAGAGUUACUUAUGUGUGGAUUGGGAGAUGUAGAUGUGAAUGACUGGAGGGAACACACAAAAUACAAAAAUGGCUACAGUGUAAAUCAUCAAGUUAUCCAAUGGUUCUGGAAGGCUGUUUUAAUGAUGGAUUCAGAGAAAAGAAUAAGAUUGCUUCAGUUUGUUACUGGUACAUCACGUGUACCCAUGAACGGAUUUGCUGAACUAUAUGGUUCAAAUGGACCACAGUUUUUUACAGUGGAACAGUGGGGUACUCCUGAAAAACUACCAAGAGCACAUACCUGCUUUAAUCGUUUGGAUUUGCCUCCAUAUGAAUCAUUUGAAGACUUAUGGGAUAAGCUUCAAAUAGCAAUUGAAAACACUCAGGGUUUUGAUGGGGUUGAUUAGAAUAUAAAUAACAAUGUCUCUAUAGUUUAACUGCUGCAGUUUUACAAAUGAAAUUUUGACUUAAAAUUCUCUAGGGAACUACUUCAAACUUAGCUAUUUUCAUAAAUAUUGAAUAAAUGAUGUAAAACUAUAAGAAGAUAUGAAUACUUAAACAAUUUUAUAGUGAAACAACUUCACUUUUAAAGUAACAUCCUAAACAGUAUUCUUGUAUGAAUAUCUUCAUAUCAUAAAGAUAAAGUUUUUCUUUUGAAUUGGAAUUAUGUGAUUUAAAUAUUCUGUGCCUAAAAUAUUGUUUUUCCCUCAACAAUUACCUCUGUUACAAUAUUCUUCAGGCAGUUCUUAGACUACUGAAAUUGUAACUGUGAAAACAUUUAUGUAAGAAGUGUCAGGUGUAAAAAAAAAUUGAUACAUUCUAAGAACAAAAACAUAAAAAAUUGUUGAAAACUUAAAUAUAAUUUUUUGCAAUAUAUUUAGUGCUGCUUUCAGCUAUUUAUUAUUAUAUAUAUUGCCUAAAGCACCUUACUGCUCAAUAUAUUUGGAAAACUUUAGAAAGUGUUACCUAUAUUUUAUAAUUACUUCUUUCUCUUAAAAGCUCUUUCAGACAUCUCUUUUUAGCUUUUGGUAACAUACAGUUUAUUAAACAUAGUAUUUUUAUAAGUUGCAUGUAAAGUUAAAAUUCACAACUGCAUUGAAUGAAAAAUAUUAAAUUUUUUGUCCUUAUGGUUCAUCUGAAUAGUCAAAAAAAAUUAUUAAAUUUUAUAAUUGCUAAUUAUAAAGGAAACCUGAAAAUCCAUUUUUGCAAACAUCCAAGGAAAGAUUAAUAAUGCAGUGUUUUUCAUUUGUUCCCUGGAAAACUAAGUACAAUUUGUUUCAUUGAUUCACUGUUUCAAUAUUCACUCUUUAUUCUUGCUCAGUGAUAUAGUAAGUAUGUGUUUACAGAGUUUCUAAUGUUUACAUAUUAAGCCAAUUUCUAUCAUUGCAUUUUUAUAUUUCUUGUUUCUUCACUUUAGUACACAAACUAAAUGUUUGUUAAAAUACUGCAUAACCAAAAUCAUAAUCAAGAAUGUAUAGUUUAUCUUAGAUAUUUUGUUUACUAAACUUCUUAUAGUUUUUAAAAACCUAUCAAAUUAUUCUAAUAUUUUAUUAUCAAGAAACAAAAACAUUUUAUAUAAGUAGUAGUAUCUUAAAAGUAAACCUGAAGAGACAUUAUGAACUAAUCCAUUUAAUUAUCCAAAAUGUUGUUUCUGUUUUUUACCAUAUUUUAUGGUUUUGUUACCAUAAGGAACUUGGUGCUAUAGGGUCACAGUAUAUUUGCAUUCUGUAUGAAAGUAAAGUUAUGCCUGUAUCUGUACUUCGUGUCAAAACUAUAUUUAAAUGAACAUAAACUUACUAAAUAUAUUCUUCUAA